AUGCACCUCCUCGCUUUCCUCCUUCUCCCUCCCCUCUUCCUUAUAGCCCGCUAUCUGGCUACCCUUCUUUACACAAUCUACAGAACACGCACCCUCUACUCCAUCCCUGGCCCGUUCUGGGCCCGCUUCACGCGCCUCUGGUAUUUUCGCCGGUUAUGGAAUGGCCACUUCGAAGAAGACAAUGUCAACCUUCAUAAGCAGUACGGCCCUGUUGUCCGCAUUGCGCCAGACCACUACAGUAUCAACGACCACGCCGCACUGAAGACGAUCUACGGUUCCGGUACCAAGUUUGCAAAGUCAGCAUGGUAUGAAGGCUGGAAGCAUCCUGAUCCGCAGCGCUGGACGCUGUUUCCGGAUAGAGAUAUCAAGAGACAUGGCGAGACGAGAAAGAGGUUCUCGAGUCUCUACUCGAUGAGCUCGCUAGUGCACUACGAGGAGUUCGUGGACCAGUGUGCGGAUGUCUUCUUCGACCGGCUGGGCGAGUUUGCGGACCGAGACGUCAAGUUCAAUCUGGGAGAGUGGUUUCAGUUCUAUGCGUUUGACGUUAUUGGAGAGAUUACUUACGGAGAGCGUUUCGGCUUUCUCGACAAGGGCCAAGAUAUUGACGGAACCAUCGGCGCCCUGCAGAACCUUAUGGCCUACAGCUCGCUGAUCGGCAUCUACCAUGAGUGGCAUCCGUUGCUGUUCGGGCCGCUCAGCAGAUUCAGCUGGUCUGGCGCAGGCGGCCGCGCAUAUAUAAUGCGGUAUGUCCAGCAGAAGAUCGCCCGGCACAGUUUGCAGAAACCACAGAGCGACGUCGAGCACGGUCCCCUGAAGACCCAAACGUUCCUUGAGAAAAUGAUCCUGGCAAGAGACAAAGACCCUGAGAAGGUGACGGACUACCACGUUUUCAUGAUGGGUCUGUCAAAUGUUAUCGCUGGCUCGGAUACAACAGCUAUAAGUCUUUCCUCCAUCAUGUACUACCUUCUCCGCAAUCCGGAUGUUCUAGACAAGCUUCGAAACGAAAUCGAUGAGUUUACAGUACAAGGCAAAUGCAGCGACCGCGUGACGUUCAAAGAAAGCCAGGAGAUGCCGUACUUCCAGGCUGUCAUGAAAGAGGCGCUCCGAAUGCACAGCGCAACUGGGCUGCCCUUUUGGCGUGUCGUUCCAGCCGGUGGCGCGGAGAUCGCAGGAUAUUUCUUCCCAGAAGGGACAGUCGUGGGGGUUAACGCAUGGGUACCGCAUUAUGAUGACACCGUGUUUGAGGAUGCAGAGGCCUUCCAGCCAGAGAGGUGGAUUGAGGCUCAAAAGGAAGAUCCAGAGAAGUGGAAGGUCAUGAAUGACAUGUAUAUGCCGGUAUGCUGCCAUAAACUCCUUCAGACGUUCGGCCUCGGCUCUCGGACAUGCAUAGGGAAGCACAUCUCCAUUCUGGAGAUGUCAAAGCUCAUCCCGCGCAUUCUACGGGAGUUUGAUUUCACGACUGGGGAAAAGAAAUGGAAUACGGCGAAUCACUGGUUUGUCAAACCGACUGACUUUGAGGUCAAAUAUAUGACACCAUCCCGUAAGCGGAAAUAG
This is a messenger RNA of Aspergillus nidulans FGSC A4, 1554 nucleotides long. Its product is annotated as protein CYP5080B1. Lineage: Eukaryota; Fungi; Ascomycota; Eurotiomycetes; Eurotiales; Aspergillaceae. The record is from RefSeq and is a predicted model, not a curated record. Gene Ontology annotation, biological process: secondary metabolite biosynthetic process. The transcript is spliced from 5 exons. Gene Ontology annotation, cellular component: membrane. Gene Ontology annotation, molecular function: iron ion binding; monooxygenase activity; oxidoreductase activity, acting on paired donors, with incorporation or reduction of molecular oxygen. The coding region runs from base 1 to 1554 and encodes 517 amino acids.